This is a messenger RNA of Vicia villosa (hairy vetch), 807 nucleotides long. RefSeq lists its product as uncharacterized. The record is from RefSeq and is a predicted model, not a curated record. Lineage: Eukaryota; Viridiplantae; Streptophyta; Magnoliopsida; Fabales; Fabaceae. The transcript is spliced from 3 exons. Gene Ontology annotation, biological process: telomere maintenance; DNA repair. Gene Ontology annotation, molecular function: DNA helicase activity. The coding region runs from base 1 to 807 and encodes 268 amino acids.
AUGGGUAGAUCUAGGUCAUCAGAUAAAAUAUUUGGUGGGAAGGUAAUUGUGUUUGGUGGCGAUUUCAGACAGAUUCUGCCGGUUAUUCCAAGAGGCAGCCGUUCAGAUAUAAUUCAUGCAACUAUCAAUUCAUCAUACAUUUGGGAUCAUUGUAAGUCAAGGGCAAUAUUGGCUGGAACAAUUGAGACAGUAGAUGAAAUAAAUCACUAUGUAUUAGACAAUCUUCCAGGGGACGAAAAGGAAUACUUAAGCUCUGAUUCAGUCGAUACGCAUGAUGGUGAUGGCAAUGAAUGUUUUGAUGUUUUAACUCCCGAGUUUUUGAAUGGAUUGAGAACGUCGGGACUUCCUAAUCAUAAGAUCAGAUUGAAAGUAAAUACUCCAAUCAUGCUUCUCUGGAAUAUUGAUCAAGCAGAAGGCUUAUGCAAUGGAACACGUCUAAUCGUUACAAGAUUGGCUGAUCAUGUUAUUGAAGCCAAAAUAAUUUCAGGCAAGAACAUCGGCUGUAAUAUUUAUAUUACACGCAUGGACAUUACUCAAACGCAAACGCCAUGGCCAUUCAGGAUGACACGAAGACAGUUUCCUAUAACGGUCUAUUAUGCUAUGACUAUUAAUAAAUCUCAAGGUCAGUCGUUAGAUCAUGUUGGCAUAUAUUUGCCGAGGAGCGUGUUCAGCCAUGGGCAGUUGUAUGUUGCAGUUUCAAGAGUAAAGAGCAGAAAAGGCCUUAAAAUCUUGAUCCAUGAUAAGGAGAAACAUCCAUUGACCACCACAACAAAUGUGGUCUUCAAAGAAGUGUUUGAAAAUGUGUAG